GAUGGCGUCUUCCUUGAAGGCGCAAUGCGUGCUGAAGUUUUAUAAUGUGUGCGCGUCUCUAACUUCAGAGAUACGACAUGCGACAACCUAAUUCACCUAGCUCGUUGUCGUAGCACGUUGGUUUGUACAUGGAACGUUUUCGUUUCGUACCAGUUGUGUUGCUCUGAACUACGCUCACGUGUGUGAUCCGCUACACAAGCAUGGAGCUUCACGAGCAAAACCUUGAAACUCUGUACAACAUGGGUUUCUUAGACCUUGAAGAAAACAGGAACGUGCUGAGGAUAGCCAAUAACGACCUCAAUGAGGCCGUUACCAUCCUCACCAGUGAGUACCCUGUACAGAGUGACGUUGAAAUGAAAGACAUCACUGCUACAAGUGUAACUCCGUUAGCAGCCCCACCUCCGUACAGUUCAGUGGGAGCUGUAAAGGGCUGUUCUCCACGACCAGACAUGGGGCCGCACUUGUUCCCAACAACAAACCUUUAUGAGCUGGAGCAAAGAGUGUUCGUGGACCAGUGGUCCAUUCCAUACAAGAAGGAUGAAUCGUUAGCAAAAUGCCUGAUAGCAGCAACCAGCCUUGCCAGAGAAGGAAACUGCGAGAACAACUCGGACUGCGUGCGUUUCAUGGAGUCAUGCAUGCCGGAGUCAUUCCGCAAGCUGCUGACGACUCUGGCUGUCCGCAACUGGUCGCCUGAUGUGCAGGAAGGGGUUUACAACAUGUUGCUGUUGCUUGUUGACUUGGUUGUUGAGCGGCUCGGAUAUGACCCUGUUCCCGAAAAUCUGCUGUUACACGUACUAUGCAUGGCCUUUGAUGCUGAAAACGAGUUUCACAGCAAGAACAAAAACCGUCAAAGUUCCUUAGAGCAACCCCUUAUUGUAUAUGCAAAGACCGAAUGUUCCUUAGAUCCUUAUGGUUGGCUGUUAGAUAUCAUAAACAAGUUUGGCAGCAGAGGCGGCUUCGACAAAAUAGAAGCAAAGUUCAAGAAUGGUUUGACAGCAAAUGAAAUGGCAGCGCUGUUGAGUCCACUAGCAAAGUGUGCACAGUUUCUGAACUCGGAAACAGCGUGUUCGAUACUUGCACCUUGCAUGGCCAGAGCAACAGAUUACAUCAGAAGUCUCAGCGAUGAGGACCUCAAAAAUAAAAACAUCGGAUCUAUUACAGACCUUCUCAAGGCAGUGAAGACACUGUGUGUGUACCUCUGGCCCAGUGAGAUUGUCAACACCAGCUCCCUCUGCCUUGACGUUAUACUUCGAAUGCUCAAGUGUUCACAUUUCAAUGCCAGGAUGAAUGGCCUCAAAGAGCUUAUCAAGUUAAUUGAGGACUGCGCCUCGACAAAUUCGUCGAGGGCUGCAAUUGAUGCCGAACAACUUUUGGACUGGCUCACGGAAAACCGUGUGCUUUCUCUUACCUUGGAAAGUAACAUUGAUCAGGUCCAGUACAUGGACAAAAUCAAAGGAAUUAUCGAAUUCAUUGGCCCCAGGCUUUCGCUGGAUGAGCUGACAAAAAUUUGGGACAUGCAGGACAAGCAAAACUGUCAAGUGAUCGACAACAUCCACGGUAUUGUUGCUGCUGCAUCAACAAAGUUUAGUACGCAGCAGUUUGACCACCUAAUAUUGUUAAUUGGCAAGGCCUGGCGAAACGGAACCGAUGCAGCGUGGAAGAGAUUGUUGACUUUCAUUGGAAAGUUGGGGAAAGAAAGCAGUCAAGGAAAAACAUCAACUAAGCUUUUAGAUCUGCUAUGGGAGCUAUCUCAUUCUUCACUGCUGUCAAAAGCGCACGCUGAACAAGUGGUAGAAGAGUUCUUCAACAUUCUCACAGAGCUCACCAAUAGGGAUAGCGUGCGGCGACAGUAUGUCUCACGGUGCGUCGAGGACAUCAAAAAGGGUGUCUGGGUUUUACCUGCCCUGAAGCUUCUGAAAAGCAUCAGCGGUUCAAACUCAAAAGUCACAUAUUACAAGCAAGAUAAGUCUAUUUUCAACGAGCUGAACCGCAACCACGACGUUGUGAAGUUGGUGACCAAUAGUCUAUCACACUGUCAUAAAGAAGCAGUGAAAAGGGUGCAGGGGAAGCUGCUUUUACCGAAGGUUCUAGUGGAUGCUGUGUACACGCACCAAGAACACGUUAUGACCCACCUAGAUUUUCUCCAGUUCCUGCUCAAAGAAGGAUCCCAAUACCUUCCUUGGAGCAGAGCAAAAGAAAUCUGGGAGACUCUAGUUGCUAACCCUGACGCUUGUGAAUCGGACCGAGAGAUGUGUUUUGACUGGUUCGAAAAGUGCCUGCCUGACCUGGAAGCUGAAACACAGUCGCAGUUGUUUCAGCAGAAGCUGCUGCGCAUGGAUCCUUCACAAGUCACAUCAACCGCUUUCAGCUGCUUCAAGACCUACUUUGAGCAAGUCAAUAAGCACGAGGGAAAACUAAAGAAACCUGGGUCUUUCACAGUCGUAGAAAAGUUGGACCUGACAGGCAUGGAUUUCUUGUGGCAGAUCUCGUUAGCAGCACCCCAAGAAGAAAUCGCGGAGUUGGCGAUAGAUUUCAUUUUGGAGUUGUCGUACAAAUUUCUUUCGCCGAGGCUCAAAAAGGAUGUUGUUUCGCUUCACCAUCGUGUCAUAAACGAGUGCUACAACAGGCUGAAGGUUGUCGCUAUGACCAUGGGUGACAGAGCUAUGACGACUGCUUUGUCCAAUGCAACCAAGACUUUGACGGCCAUGGCGGUGUCUGAACCUGUCACUCUCUCGUUACCAAACCGCAUUCAUCGCAGGUCAAACCGGACCCAAAACAUCUGUCGUCUGCUCCACCUUGCGGAACGCUACAUCUCCUCGAUAGAGGAGCAGCAUUCUGCUCAGCGAGUGAUCCUGCCUCACGGAGCAUCAUUCUACAGCUUUCCAAUUACACUGAGGGUCGUUAGUGAAAGCCUAAAGGAUGAAGUGAAAAUCAGGUGCCACAGCAAUGCUAGUGUUGGUUCAAUGAAGAAAAAGGUCGCUCAGCUUUUCAAGCAGACACCAGGAAACCUUCAGAUUUCUGUGAACGACACCCAGCUGCCAUGGAGCGACGAUCAGAAACUUCUGUCCCAGCUGAAGCUCACAGACGACCAGAUCAUACACGUGAAAGUGACCGGAAGUGGCAUCGUCAAACCUUCACAGAUUGAGGAAUGUACAGUAGUUCCCCCGCCAUCAGCACAAGCUUCCUCAACAUCCACCGUUGCUUCGGCCGCCGCUACUGCAUCACCUUCUGCGGGACAGCAGCCAUUUUAUAUUGAGCAGGAGAAACUUCUUCCCGGUGUUGUUAUAUCAAGUGGAGGAAGCGUAUUCAAGAUGCUCUACCAUCUAGCGAGCACGGAUGAUUUGAAAAUAGCUCAACAGGUACAGACGUUACUCGACCUCAUCCCUCCAGACCCAGCUGUGAUAGACUCACUGGAACAAGCCUGUUCUAAAGCGUCUGCGCCACCAACACCACCCGAGGCACCUGGGAAGCUCCUGGGAAGCCCUCGUAAAAAUCGUCCCUCCGUCGCGCAAGAAAAGCCUGAAGGUCCACACGAAACCCUGCGAAAGUUGUUAGAUCCCAGCUCUCGAGAUCUGACACCAUUCCGUCUGCUGUACAACUUACAGAUUUUAAGUGCCAAACUUAUGCCAGCAAACCAAGACGUGUCGUCGAACCUGUUUUGCGAGAAUUUCCUCAAGGUUGGAGGGCUCAGCCACAUACUAAAAGUCUUGCACAGAGAUUCAUUUCAUCCCGACAUGGACUACAACGUCCGUCAGGGAUGUUACUUCACCGCAUUGCAGAUUGCGAGGUUCCUGAUUUGUGGUCAAAACGCCCCCCAGACGCAGCAAAACGCGCUGCCCACGUGUUCGCCCGUGAAGCCCACCACCCCCAAAAAGGUCCAGGUGGACCUAGCUCUGCCGAGCACCACAGUGUUGCCAGCCGUCAAUGUUAUAAAAACCAUGAAUCUAGAAAGUCUCGAAGAAACCAUCGACUGCAUCCUGCGCGUGGCCUGGGCCGCAGCAGCGGGUCGACUUCAGCUGGCGUCUUUCUCCCUGCCGUCUAAAGAAGGGAACCAUUUCAGUAGCACGGGACAUCGCAGCCGGCAGAGCAGCACCGGUAGCGGAACAAGUAGUGGAAGCGAUGGUGAAAUUUCUCCGGGAUUGCACGGAGGUGUUUGCGUUGGACAGAAUGCCAUCGACCGAAGGGAUGUGCUUCUGGCACAAGAGGCUCUGGGCUUCCUGUUUUUGUGCCUCGAACGCAGAGACGAUGCCCUCGAACAUUUUCAAAGCCUCGCAUGUGUGCGAGACUUUGUGCUCGAUGUAUUGCUUGGAUCAAGCAGCUCGGAUGUUCGAGUGACAGCGCGUGAUGGCUUGCAUAGGCUUAGCCGCAUGUCUGUUACAUUCAGACCAUUUCUGCUACAACUUCUGUUGCGAGCUCAUCUCCCUCUGUGGGUGUCAUCGUGCUGCACACGUGGGUGCAACCAGAGACUUCUCGGACAGUGCGUCGAAUACUUUGACUUGGCAUGCCGACUUCUGACUGACUCCAAAGAUGAUAGGCAAGGCUUGUUCGUGGAUGUUUCACAAAUGCUCGAAGACGAGAUUGCCUGGCUCCAUAGCUUCUCCCCAUCGGAAAACCUCAGAGAUCAGGAGACUGAUAGCACGCUUAUGACAGGGCAUUUCAAGUUUAUUCGCACACUAAUAUUUUGCAACGAAGAUAGGAAGGAUGAAGUCGGUAAAAGCCUCGUGGAAAGCCUUUUGGAGUCGUACUUGUUUCCUGCCUCGCACCUGGUUGAAAGAGGUGUGAAACAUGGUCCAUUUGAAAACUUCAAGCCCAAAUGCUCGUUAACUGAGUCUCGUAUUGCUGCAUUUGACAUCCUGGUGGAACUUGCCAAGUGCUCUCCGAACAACCUUGAAAUGAUUGUAAAGUGGCUGGUUGAGAAACAUCACAGGUUGAAAUCUGAGCUGGUGAAAGAAUUUGAGUAUGAACCCCUAAUUGCUGGUCGUGCACCAAGUGGUUAUGUUGGGCUGAAGAACGCUGGUGCUACCUGCUACAUGAACUCUGUUCUGCAGCAGCUUUUUAUGCAGCCGGGGUUACAAGAGGCACUGCUCUCCAUUGAUUCAGACAAAGUUGAAGAGGAAAGCUUGCUAUACCAACUACAAACCGUCUUUGGCCACUUACUGGAGUCACAGCUGGCUUAUCACGUGCCGGAAGCCUUUUGGCGAUGCUUCCGCCUGUGGGGUGAACCGGUGAACGUUCGCGAACAGCAGGACGCUUCGGAAUUCUUCAACCAUCUUCUUGACCAAGUGGAUGAAUACCUGCAGAAGAUAGGCUGGGAUCCUCUUUUCAAGCCCUUCUAUGAAGGACUAUUCUCCGACCAGAAAAUCUGCCAGGGGUGUCCUCACAAGUAUGAGCAAGAAGAGACCUUCCUUGCUCUCAAUCUUCCAGUCAAGAGUCAAAGCUUGAAAGAGUCUCUUGAUCAGUUUGUCAAGGGUGAACUUCUGGAGGGAGACAACGCUUAUCUGUGUGAGAAAUGUGGAGAGAAGAGGAACACAGUCAAGAGGACAUGCAUAAAAAAACUACCUCCUGUGCUAGUUAUCCAACUGAAAAGGUUUGGGUUCGACUGGGAAGCAAACAGAGCAGUGAAAUUCGACUACCACUUCAAGUUUCCAUGGUCGUUGGACAUGUCCCCGUACACCUAUCAAGGAGUUGUGGAAAAGGAGCAGCGUGGCUCCGCCGGUGACAUGCCGGACGAGGUCUUUCGGAGGCCGGCCCCUGCUCACUACGACCUCUCCGGAGUUGUGGUGCACAGUGGUCAAGCGAGUGCUGGUCACUACUAUUCAUUCAUCAAGGAGAGGAGAAGCGACCCCCAAUACACUGCGAAGCGUGGCACAUGGUACAAGUUCAAUGACACUACAGUAGAGGAGUUUGACCUGAAUGAUACCAGCAUAGAAACAGAGUGCUUUGGAGGAACUUACAAAGCUAAGGUUUCUGAUUCAGCCUCCUGCUACCCAGAAACAAGGCAGAGACACUGGAAUGCAUACCUCCUGUUUUACGAGAGACAAGAAGAUUCCCGCACGCCUAGGACUCCCCAUAAAAAUAUGAGGAGGUUCUCUUUCAGAAAAGAGGGCAAAGAGCCCAGUGCCAAGAGUGCAGUCCGUCGAACACCAAGUGCUGGAGCAAAGCAUAGGGACAGUUUGAGCCAGCUAACCCAACUUGUGGACCACAGCGAACGUCAGGGCUGGUUUCCGCCCUGCAUGCCUCCGCACAUCGAGCAGCUGGUGCGUGAAGAGAACCUGCUUUUUAUGCGAAACAGGGAUGUCUACAAUCCUUGCUACUUUGACUUCAUCGCAACACUGGCAUCCGUAAACUUGGAGUGUACCUCCCACCCAAAGUACGACAUCAUGAUGGUACAAAGCGUGACACUGAUGGUGAACUUCUUCAUGAGCACGUACAUCAAGUACAAGAGGAAAGAACAUAACGCGGUCACAGAAUGGAUUGAAUGCAUCGGGACAAUCAUCCGCCGGAGCCCUGCUGCAGCCGCGUGGCUGCUGAAGUAUUUUGCUGACGCUGGCCCUGGUCUUGCAAAAUUGUACCUGCUUGAGUGCCCCACCAAAGAAGUACGCCACACAUUUGCAGAUAUUCUGGAGAAGACACUGGUGCUCUGUUAUCAGCUGGAAGAUCCGCAGACGCAGCAUGACAUGAACUGUGUUCUUGGCAACCUGGUGAACCUUCUAGACCAGGACGUAGCCAAUAACUGUUGGCACUCAUACCAGUAUUUCAGCCUUCUCAACAAUUACUCGCAACUUGGUACAAAGGCUUGCAAACAUCUGUUCAAACUUGAAGCCUUCAAAAAGCUUCUUGUUUUCCUGGUUGGUCCUCUUGAUUCAAGCACAACAGCAGCUGAGAACCUCCCGAGGCGUUGGAACCAGCCCCAAGUGCACGAUUUUGACCAGCUUCAUGGAAUACUGGUCAAUCUCAUUCUUUCCUGUGACCUGUCACGGUUGCACACCUGUGAAGCCCCAUUGGCUAUGGCCCAGAAGCUGACUCUGGCACCAUCGUUGCUCGAGAUGCCCGGAGAAGUUGAAGAGGCCCUUUCUGGCCCGUUUGCUCCUGUGUACAUACGAGAGGUGGUGUGCGCCUGCAGAGAAACAUCGGGAUCCGUUGAUGCUCUCGUCAAUCUCCUGGUUCAGUGCAGCUUCUGUAGCAAACCUUUCACGUACAUGGUUAUUCGUCUGGUCAUGGAGCAGUACGCUUCAGUCCCUUCAAACGAGCUGAAGAAUCUCUCUGGUCUUCUGCUCGAAUUACUGAAGUUGGACGAUCCCAUCCAGUACAUGAGACUCCAGCUUGUCAUUGACGGGCCUCAGGAGGAAAAGCCAGAGUUUUUAGGCAUCCUUGCCAUCGUGAAGGCAAACCAAGAAAAUGACAGCAGGCGGUCUUACCAGGGUGUCAAGUUCCUCGUCAGCAUGGCUCACAAGUACCCCCAUGCAAAGGAUUACCUCUUGCAAGUACCUCGGACGUGGCAAUGGUCAGUGAACUGGCUGAAGAGCACAAUGUCUGCUGAGUACAGUAAUCAGUGGAGCAAUACAACAUCAAAUGAAGAUUCCAACACGAAAACGUUCCAGCGAACUGUCAGUGCUCAGGACACACUGGCAGAGGCUACAGCUUUGCUAACUGAAUUGUCAUCUCCCGAAGCGGGCGACUACGGAAUGGAAACGGAUCAGGAUGACCCCAGUAUGGAUGAGGACUCUCAGUUGCAGCGGUCUCGGCUGGGCAGCGACUACCUAGAUUGCGGUCAGACUCAGAAAGAGUGAAUGCGCCGAGUCAAUACAAAGGCGUAAAGUGGUCAGUAAAAAUGAACAGAAAGGGUGUCUUGCUCAUCAUCGCAAUUCUUGGAACUUCCCCGUAUGACAAAAUCGUGAUUGUGUUGGUGAGUGAGCAGCUAGGGCGAAAGGAAGGAGUACCGAUUUGGUGCGUGCGAGGUGUGAUGCGGUAUUUUUGUCAUUACUUUUUAUGGAACAAACGAAAUUACUUUUUUGACAGGGAUGCAGUGGUUGGACACUGGGCUCGUAAUGUGCUCAAGACUGUGAUGUUGGUUACUUGCGGUCAGUAUUGUUUCAUGACUGUGCGUGCUUCGCGGGAAGCGACGGGGGUAGUGUAUAGAGUGCUCACUAAAUCCCUGUGGAUAACUGUUAAAAGUACACUACAUUAGUGUUACGGAGCACAGGUGAGAUUAGGCUGCUUUUAAUUUUGGCAGUUGAACAAUCGUACCGCAGAGGCUCAAACAUGAAGAUUUGCUGGUUUUGGGUGCUAGUCAAGACACACGACAUACUUUCACAUGCCACGUGUUUAUGCACUUGUUGCACACGUACACACUGAUAGAUGAUACAACACACAGGCCUUCCAGCUAAAUGGAGGAUUGAGAAUAUGUUUUAGAAAAAUGUUACAUUUUUUUAAAAAUAUGCAGUUUCUUCUGCAGUCAGUCUUCUUCGUGUAUCAAGUGCCAAUCCAUAAGAAAAAGCUGGCUGGCCUGACAGAACCCUAUAGUUUAGAUGUAUUCAUUUUUCAUGACGUAAGUGUUUUUCUAUUUCGUAUCAUCUGUUUAAGAAGGGCAUUUGUCAUCACUCUCUCGUGGAAACGUGCCAAGCCUUGGACCACCUCUACCUGAUUGUGUGUGAAUGUGACUCAUAUUUAAGAUACAUUUCUAGCUUUACGGUGACCGAGCAUACUGCCAUUUUUGCCAAUUAUAGGUUCGCAAAAUAUCUACAAGUGCCUUCUUCUGCAGUCUUUAUUGAGAUGAGCGUACUGUAUUGUUAGAGCUGAUCAAGUAUUUUGGGCAGAUUUGCUUGGAAUUUCUUUAGGACAAAGUGUCUUGCUAUUGAGCCUUUUUUGCGUGGUCGUUUGUCAUUGUCACGUGAAACAUACUAGACCGAAAUUUUCCUCAUAGUGCUAUAAAAUUGAGCAGAGAAUGAAUAAAGCUGUACAUAUUUUGA
This is a messenger RNA of Ornithodoros turicata, 8969 nucleotides long. RefSeq names its product ubiquitin carboxyl-terminal hydrolase 24-like. The record is from RefSeq and is a predicted model, not a curated record. Gene Ontology annotation, molecular function: cysteine-type deubiquitinase activity; protein binding. The transcript is spliced from 59 exons. The coding region runs from base 201 to 7790 and encodes 2529 amino acids. NCBI's taxonomy places the organism in Eukaryota, Metazoa, Arthropoda, Arachnida, Ixodida, Argasidae. Gene Ontology annotation, biological process: protein deubiquitination. Gene Ontology annotation, cellular component: cytosol; nucleus.